Molecule: messenger RNA, 845 nt
Organism: Suillus bovinus
Lineage: Eukaryota; Fungi; Basidiomycota; Agaricomycetes; Boletales; Suillaceae
Exons: 4
Coding region: 1-696 (231 amino acids)
Biological process (GO): mycotoxin biosynthetic process
Source: RefSeq, a predicted model, not a curated record
AUGUUCUUCAUACUAUGGAUACGAGCACCGUCCAUCGACGAUGUAGUUCUGUACUGUAGGUGGUCAGACAGCGUCAACGCACAGGAACUUGCUUACUCGUUACAGCUCCAGCAAACGAAGCGAUCGAAUCCAUCCGGCAUCAUAAGAUUCAACGGAACUCUGGGCACUCCUUCUAUAUAUCGUGGCAGCCCGUCUCCAGAAAUCGAUGCCACUUGGGAUAGGGUAGCUUUGAAUGCGCGUCAAAUCCGUAUGACCCGUGAGCAACUGCUCAGAACAGGGGAGAAGCCUUCUCCGGCCAUGGUCAGGUACCCGGAGGAAUACGGCGGAGGUUACACGACAACUGUAGAAGUCAUUCACCAGCUCCAUUGCUUAGACAUGCUUCGCAGAGCCAGCUGGGGUAAUCAAUCCGUGGGUCAUGGCGCUCACGAAUCCCCCCAAUCCCUCCAAGAGUUCCGCGUUCAUCUCGAUCACUGCAUCGAAAUGCUGAGGCAAAUCACCAUGUGUCGUGGCGACGUGACAAUGCUCACUUACGACUGGGUCAAGGGUGUGAAAAAUCCUUUUCCUAACUUCAACGUUCCUCACCGAUGCAGAAACUUGGAGAAGGUCUUUGAUUGGGUUGAUGAGCAUCGUGUUUUUAUCCCUAAUUCCAAAGUGGUGCGCUUGGAGGAUAACGUGGACCUGCCUUCCCCUCCUUGAUUGUAGUCUCGAUAUAUUCCCAGUGACGGCUCUCGCGUAGAUCACGAUAUGAUGACGGUAACAGUUGAAAGUCAAAUUGAUUGAUCAUAGAACUGCACCACGAGGUCGGAAACGAGCAAGAAGCCAGCGCAGUAUCAAGCACAUAUUUU